This is a messenger RNA of Notodromas monacha, 3504 nucleotides long. The record is from the annotation of a GenBank genome assembly. NCBI's taxonomy places the organism in Eukaryota, Metazoa, Arthropoda, Ostracoda, Podocopida, Cyprididae.
AUGCCGAUUGCGGCAAGUACGUUCUUGUACGUCCGAUUCCUAAUGAUUUGGGUGAUCGUCCUGCUCGGGGACUUCUUCCUGGAGUUCCGAUUCGAGUAUCUGUGGCCGUUCUGGCUUCUCAUACGUUCCCUAUACGAUUCUUACCGGUAUCAGGGUCUGGCAUUCUGCGUGUUCUUCAUGUGCGUGGCACUAACAUCGGACAUGGUUUGUCUGCUAUUUAUGCCCGCCCAGUGGCUAUUCUUUGUGGCUUCCACUUACGUCUGGGUUCAACUAGUCUGGCAAACGGAACGUGGAGUCUGCUUGCCCACCAUAUGUCUGUGGCUACUGUUCAUCUAUAUUGAAGCCUCAGUGAGGUUGCGAGAUUUCCAGAAAACCCUACCAUUCCAUCUCGACCUCUGUCGACCCUUCGCCGCGCAUUGCAUCGGGUAUCCUGUCGUAACGCUUGGCUUUGGUGUGAAAAGCUAUGUCAGCUAUCGUGUUCGACAGCGACGUCAGAAAGAUGUGGAGCGAGAAAACGAGUUCUACGUCCAACUGUUACAAGGCGCGCUACCCCCGGAAAUGCAGUACUUGCAUCAACGGGACAUGGACGCGGAGCAGCUCACACAGUCGGUGAUGUCAGAGCAAGGCUUCGUGCAACGGUUCGAAGAGGCGCCAGUAGCAGUUUCAACGGGAGUGAGUGUAACCAGCAACGGGGUGCUCAAUGGUAUUGCACACCACAAUCAUCAAAGUCAUCACAAUCACGCUUCGUCGCGAAGUUCCUCGAAACGCGGGGCGCACAAAAUCGACUCGCCUUUCGCCGCCAGUAAGGCGGAUUUUGAACUAAUGGAGCAGCGUCGUUCGUCGUGGAAGUUUAACGGCGUUAGUCACGGCGACGACGCCGAUCUAGAUAAGUCAAGUGUGCGGAGCGGCGGCAGAUCUCGGUCGAGUUCGGCGGGUCGUGUUUCAAUUGGGAAGGGGGGUUUCAAGUCUCCGAGUUGGAUGCAGGACGACGGCGCGCUUUCGUCGUCAUCGAGCUCGUCAUCGUCGACGACUGCCACCGCCCCAAUUGCCCUCAGUUCUCCUCCGGUUUCGUCUGCUGCGGAGCCAAAUAACAACACGCAAGUUCAAACCAAGAAGAAUAAACACCGUGAUGCUCAGACUGCCGCCAGCAAGGACGAAGCAAAUUAUCAGUUAUAUGUUGCGAGGCUUGAAUGCGACGUGAAGAGAUUGAAGGCUGAGUUAUCGUCUACAAAAGGGAACGAAUCUGAUCUGAGCGGGAAGCUCCAAACAGUCACUGCAGCCGAGAAAGGCGUGCGGAUGGAACUGAAUCUGCUUCAGAGUGAAAAUGAAUCAUUGCAGUCCAGACUUCAAACCCUGGUUGCGCAGCGACAGCAAGACAAGCAGACGAUUGCUCAGAUGGAGCGUAAGCUACACGAGGAACGUAAGCUGAGGCUGUCCAGUGAGAGUCAGCUGAAUGCUGAACGGAAAGCUGCUGCCGUGAAGGAAAGGCUUCAUCAAAAACAACAGGCUGAAGAGCAGCAGCAAAUGCAAGCUCAGGCACAAGCACGAGCUCAGAACAGAUCAACAUGUGGAGACGCGUGCAAGCAGAAGUUGCGCGAUGCGGAGGCCGAAAUGAAGCAGACGAGAGCAGAAAUAAAGAUCGCCGAAGAGCGUAGAAGACAAUUGGAGCGCGAUCUGCAAAACUUACGCCGACGUGAUGACGAAAAAGAAAUGCUGUUGUCCGCUCUUGCCUCCAUGAAAGAGAAGCACGCUCAUCUGGAACAGUCCUUGUCUGCCGAAACCAAGCUUAAACUCGAACUUUUCUCAGCAUUGGGUGACGCCAAACGUCAGUUAGCAGCCAAACAUGGUAUACUGCAAUGUCAAGAGAAGGAGAUCAAUGAUCUGAAAUCAAAAAUCGCCGAGGUCUUGGCGGUGAUGCCCAGCCACCAGAUGCCCUCUCCUCAGCAGCACAUGAUUGGCAUGGUGAGCCCACAGUUGGACCCGAACGCGAGAAUCUACUCGCCGCCAGGUUCGAGUCUGCAGCACUCGAUCCAGAUCCCCGUGUCCGCCGCUCACAGUGCCAUUUUCGAGGCCCUCGACGGCCAUGUCGAGUAGGUGGAAGGAAAAGAAGUCGAUUACCAGGGGACGCUCUUCGAGGGGACUUGAUACGACGAUGACAAAGGCGGUCGAUGAAAGACAAUAAUUCGUAUGUGUGUUAUACGGAUUAAAAGUGAAACGAAAAUUGAGUGAGUUCUUAUGGGUCUGUUGGAACGUUUAACUUCAGUUUAAACAGUGUAGCGAAUCCGGUUUCGAAGCACGUCGGAAACUCCUGUUCCACCGAACUUAAGGUUUGACUAGUCAGCGUUUGGGAUACUUUUCAUCCCUUUUUACGAAGUUUGUCUUAAAUGCUGGCGAAGGCUGAAGAAUAAAAAUUUGAAUUUUCGUUCGCAUUUUUGGUUCCGAUGUGGCUGGUUCGAAGCUAGUAAAAUGAAUUGAAUAAUUUGCUCAGCAUUGAUCGAAAUUCAGUUCCUUUUGAGUGGAAAUAAGCCGAUUGAUGUUGAAGUACAUCUGUCGAAUCGUUCGGUUUCAGAACGGAAGCUGUAUGAUGAUCCGGAUAGUAAAUCAUAUGUGCUGAAAAAUCUCCUAGAUCGAUUUUUCGCGAAGUUCAGUAAAGCUAGUUUGUGAAAUUAUCCAAAGAACUGGAAGUACGUGUGUUUUGAUGUGCGCCUUGAUUUUUUCGCUCUACUUGAACUGACUCAUUUUGUGUGGGAAGGCAUUUAGAAUGUAAAAUUGAGGUUUGAUCGAUCAGCAGGCCCAGUUGAACUCGCUGUUCUCAGAUAGUAGAUGAAGUCGAAUCAAUGCGGUACUUCCUUUAUCAUUGUUUUUCUCGUUUCUGUGGCUAAUAGACGUCAGGGACUCGACCCCUUUCAUGGCUAAUUCUCAACCCGCUCCCCAUGCCUUUCGAAAAAAAAAAAAAAAAUUGGAACGUUUUUGCCGGUUAUUAAAUGUCUGUGUCCUGUUACGAAGGAAGUAAAUGAAUGUCGACUUGCUCGCUCGGAAGACCGGACGCUACUUUUUUUUAGUCGGUGACUCGGGUUUUGUUUUGUUCGUUACAAACUAAUUUCAUCUUCCUGCCUACAAGAAGUCGGCUUGCUGUGACUAUCGUUCCCAGUAUUGUUCGUUUGUGUGUAGUUGGGACUAUUUUCUAAGUUUGUAUGUUCCUUUUUUGUGUGUGCGCUCGUGAUGGAUUCAAUCGCUUUUAGAUGUGAUUCAAGUGAGGAAUUUGCUUUGUCUGUGUACAAUUCAGUUCCAAAAUCGACCGAGGUACGCGACUCUUCCGACUUGAUUCGUUGAAGGUAUAAAGUUGCAGAGUUAAGAUGUAGGCUUUUGCUCAAAAGAACAACUUCGUUCGAACCAGUUCUCUCUUUCUGAUCUCUGCAUCGCUCGUGUUCAGCUAAAUUUUCCCCUUCGAUGAGGGACGAGUCGCCUUUUUGCGCCGUAAAAUAUAUUCGUGAAUUUCAUCGA